Messenger RNA from Mytilus californianus (California mussel), 4196 nucleotides. RefSeq names its product secretory carrier-associated membrane protein 1-like. The transcript has 9 exons. Gene Ontology annotation, cellular component: trans-Golgi network membrane; recycling endosome membrane. Gene Ontology annotation, biological process: protein transport. NCBI's taxonomy places the organism in Eukaryota, Metazoa, Mollusca, Bivalvia, Mytilida, Mytilidae. Bases 156 to 1199 code for a protein of 347 amino acids. The record is from RefSeq and is a predicted model, not a curated record.
CAUAUUUCAUGUGAUAGUGACAAGUGCGCAUGUUUCACGGAAGCUGUCAAUCGGCCAUUAUAAUUUUCCACCUGUAAAUAAAGUAAAUCUUUCGCAGAUGACAUCCGUAUAGCAAUCUCAUUUGGCAAUUAAAGUAAAGAACAGAUACUGCGAAAAUGUCAGAUUUUGACAGUAAUCCAUUCGCUGAUCCAGAAGCACAGGCAAAUCCAUUUUCCGAUCCUUCUGUACGUCAAGCUACUGGUGGAAAUGUUGGUACAAACCAGGGUACAAUGGAUGAGUACAAUCCAUUUGAGGAUGGUAAUAAAACCCGUCCAGCAGCAGGAGGAGCUGGACGUGGCUCAGUACCUCCCCCACAACCAGCUACACAGCCCGCUAUAAUGCAACCAUCAGAAGAACCUCCACCCUAUGCUGCCUCAGGGGCACAGAAAAUUGAUACAUCAGAUCUACAGAAAAGACAAGAGGAAUUAGAGAGAAAAGCAGAAGAAUUAUCAAGAAAAGAAAGAGAAAUGAGGAACAUGCAGUAUAAUGAUCGACAGAACAACUGGCCACCAUUACCUGGAUUUUGUCCUGUUGGUCCAUGUUUUUAUCAAGAUUUUAGUGUUGAUAUUCCUUUAGAAUUCCAGAGGACUGUAAAAUUUGUAUACUACUUAUGGUGGUUUUAUGUUUUAGUUCUACUUCUUAAUGUCUUGGCUAGUUUAGCUUUUUUCAUUGUGGAUGGUGAUGGAGGAGUAACGUUUGGAUUAUCAAUUGUUUGGUUCGUCUUAUUUACACCAUGUUCUUUCUUAUGCUGGUAUAGACCUGUCUACAAAGCUUUCAGGAGUGAUAGCUCGUUCAACUUCUUUGUAUUUUUCUUCAUAUUCUUUUUCCAAUUCCUUGUGUGUAUAAUCCAGGCUUUAGGAAUUUCUACUAUUUCUGUUGGAAUGAUAAGUGGACUUAAGCUGAUCGCCAACAAUGUUGCAGCAGGACUGAUGAUGAUCUUUGUUGGCAUUUUAUUUGGUUUUAUUGCAGUUUCUAGUUUUAUUGUCUUAAUCAAGGUGCACAGAAUAUACAGAAGUACUGGAGCCAGUUUUGCCAAAGCUCAGCAGGAAUUCUCCACUGGAGUAAUGAGAAAUGAACAUGUACAAAGUGCUGCAGCUAAUGCAGCAGCAGGGGCUGCUAAAGGAAUGGCUAGUCAGUAUGGAUCAAAUAAUAAAUACUGAACUCACUCAGAGUUGUUCCAGCCAAAGUUCCUCAAUUAGAACGCUUGAAAGUCAUGUGAUAAAAAAAGAAGUUGGAUGGUGCAGUUGUGAGAUUUUGUUAUUUAUUUGUUUUAAUCAUUUGUUGUUAAGAACUUAUUUAGUUUAUAAUGAUAUCAUAUCAUGUUGCACAUUGUAUUGUAGUCCAGCUGUAUGAAUAACUUCAAGGCAAUUUAUCUAAUUCUGGUCAGCUCAGGAUUAAUACAUAACAUCUACAAGUCCUGAUUAGGCCAUAGUAAAGUAGUACUAUAUUUUCACCCCUGUCUAGUGGAAAUUUUUAAUCCACAUCUUAAGCAUACAAUAGAAAGAAAAAGUUUCAUUUUUAAACUUGAAAUAGUUCAUUUUUAUACCAUAAAUAGUUAUGAUGAAAAAUUGUUGUCAGCCUACUUCAAAAGUCUGUUUAAGGUGAUUGAUGCCACUCAAUUAAUUAUUUUGCAGUUUCUCUCACAUUUUAGUUUCAACAACAUCAGUAAGUACCUGCAGUAAUAUUCCUCUGUGUUUGAUACAGUGUUUACCUAAGUAUACUGGCAAUCAAUGUAGAAUAAGAUAUCAGUUAUCCUUGAGUCAUAUUUUGUUUGUUUAACAAGUUUGUUGGAAGUAGAGGUAUUAAUACACAUAAAAGGCAUACGGUUUAUAUAUACAUGUACUUUAUUGUAAUGUCUUAUAAGGCAUAUUAUUUCUUUUAAAGAGAUAACAUUGAAGUAGAAUUUUAUGUUCUAUGAUUUUAUUGGAGCAAAUGUUGACUUUGAUAAUUACAUUUGAAAUCAGAGACAAGUAUAAUUUAUUUCUCAAAAGAAAUUUUAAUAAGUGUUCAUAUCGUAAACAAUUCCAUAAAAGUUCUUAGGAUCAUAACAUUGUUGCAAAUUUCCUAAAGGGAAACAAAAUUUGAGAUAGUUAAUGUUGUACAGUAAUGGAAGAAUGAUAUUAAUUGGAAUGAAUCUCUGAGCAAGCAUCUUGAAGUUAAAAAAAGCAUUGAACUCAGAAUGGGCUGUAACCUGUGGAUUACUUUUUUUGAAAGAAAUGGUUCAAACCAUGAACAUUAUUUGUUAAAGACUGAAGUCUUCCUUUAGGUUUAUUGCUGAGCAUUACACGGAAAACAUACAAUGUAAUAUAAAUAUUUCUCAGUAGUGCAACAGUUUCAUAAAUUCAUUAUUAACUUUCUAUGGAUGGAGAUAUUUUGAAACAUUAAAAGUUCUUUUACAAUAAAGCACAACAGUUUUUAUUACGUCUUGAAACACAAGCAGAACUAAUUGCAUGACUUUGUCUUGUGCAACUACUGAAAACCAUUGUUUUUAUAUUUCCAAACCAAAAACUAAUGGCAUUAUUAACUUGAUAUAUUUAACAUCAUUGCAUAUAUAUUUUUAAUGUGAUAUAACAUGUAUAUCAGCAUAUUAACACAAUUAAAGUGAUGAAAGGUAUAAAUAAUGUGUAAAUGCUGUGUUAUGCAGAAAACAUAUUACUAGGUUAGAUGUUACACUUUUUUCUCAAUAAAUUUCUUUCUAGUCAAAUGCUUUUUGUAUAUAAGAAGAUAGGACAUACAUACAUGAAUAUUUUCUUUGCACAGUGAUAUGAAGCAACGUUUUCAUUCAGUUCAUUAUAUUUCCUCAUUUUUAUCAUUUCACUUCUUCAUUUCAUUUUAAUCUUGAUUGUAAAAAAAAUGUAAAAAAAACACAUAGUAAAUAAUUUGGUCAUAAUUAAACAAAUAUCCAUUUAUGGGUGAUACAUAAUCGUGAAUACAUUUGUAAAUUUUUCUGGAUUCAUGUGAUGUAAUUAUUGAUGAUUGUAUGAUAACAUUGCUUCUGUCUUGUACUUAUAAUAUGUUUACUUCCAAUUAUCAACAAGCUUUUCUAUUUGUUGCAGAUACUUUAAACUAUUUCAUGUGCAGAAUGAAUUGAAAGUGAUAUUGUCAAAAACUUGCUUGUACAAAUGGCUGCUAGAGCAAUAUGUUGUUUAUUAUUCAUGUUUAAUUGGGAACAACUAAAGCAUAUUUUUUAAAUUUAUGUAUACAUGUAUUCAGUGUCAUAUAAAUCAUUUUUUGUUACUUUGGGUAUGUUGUUAAUUCAUAUAUACAGUUUAUGUUCAAUAUUUCCUUUACUUUCCAAUUUCAGUUGUCUUAAUAUACUAAUCUGAAUUGGUUUUCAAUAUUCCAAAGUGAAAAAUAUGUAAGACCAUUUCACAAAACUAAAUUCAAAAUACCAGUAUAAAUGGAAAAAUGCAACAAAAAUGAUUAUGUAAAAAUGUGAAACAAGUGAUUUUUUUUACUGAAUUCAAUGUUAAAUGAUUUGUAGUACUUGAAGGGUAGAUGUGUGUUAUUUUCAGUAUUAAUAUAGUAUAUAUUUAAGUGAUUGUUCGAGAUCAUUACAAGAUAGGACACAUUUUCUAGAAAUUAUACUGGAGGCAACAUGAUUAUAUAUUAUUUACCCAUCCCAUUAAAUAGAUGAACCAUUAAUUAACAAAUUAUGAAUUUGUACAAUUUAUUGUAGUAUAGAAAAAUAGUCCCUUUGUUGUGUUCUUGAAUAAAUAAGAUAGAAAGAGUACUGUCGUAACAUUCCAGCUACAUUUUAGUAAAAGUCAUAGAAAUUGUAAUAUGGAAGGAAAAUGUGGGGUUUUUAUAUGUGUAAAUGAAAAAUGGGCAAACUUGAAAAAAUGUUAAAAAAAUAUACACAAACCUGGGAAUGCAGUAUAACCAAAAUAAAAAACAAUUACACAAAGAUUUAAUGUUUUCAUGUUAUUCACAUAUUUGAUCAAAAGUUUCAUUGUACUGUGUUUGUUAAUAUUUGUUUUUUUGGAAAGCAAUAAACAAAAUUUUACUCCUAUCUUUUAAUAACAUAUAAGUAUGUCUGUUAUGCAAGAUUAUACUUGUUAUAAAGAGGGUUUAUAUGUAUUCAUUGUAAGUUGUAGUAUAAAUUAUAAUUGUUUUGCUGUACUAAGCCUCUUAAUAAAUGUAAAUUAAGAAAACAA